AUGUACUAUCAGUCAGGUGAUGUCAUCAUGGAUGGCAUUGUCACUUUAGCUGCUUUCAUGCAUGGUGCCCUAGAGUUCAGCAAAGUCCCACCGCCACCAUUGCUUGAAGAUCAUGUAUGGACAUGGAUUGGAGUUCUGGUGAUGGCCAAUGAUAAUGGAGAUAGGGUUAUAGAGAUGAUUGUUCCAUUAUUAUCCCAGCACAAUAUCUGUUUUUCAUUUACAGAGAGAGUUGCUGAAUUAACAUCUGUUAAUGAAAUUUAUAACUUGGCCAAGCAUGCUGCAGAAAUACAUGAUAAAAUUAUGGAUAGCAGUACUAAUGUUCUGAUAUGUUAUGGAGAAUCUGAUAGUAUGGCAAGGCUGAUAUGGCUAGCAUAUUUAUCAAGAAAAAGCAUAACAGAUAUUGUCACAGGUAAAGUGUGGAUAUUUACAGCACAAGUGGAGCUCAACUCACAUGUAUAUCAGAGAGAUUGGGAUAAUGACAUGAUGAAUGGUGCUCUGUCUUUCACAAUUCAUGCCAAUGACCCACCAGGAUUCCAAUCAUUUACUAAAAGUAGAAAUCCUUCCAUGACGGAAGAUGGAUUUAUCAAGGAUUUUUGGCAGCAAUCCUUUGUUUGUGCAUUUAAAACUUCAAAUGUAGUUGGUGAUGUUUGCACGGGAGAAGAGAAACUAGAAGAUCUUCCUGUAACCUUUUUUGAAAGCAGAAUGACUGGUCACAGCUACAGUGUUUAUAAUUCUGUCCAUGCAGUAGCCCGUGGAUUGCAUGCCAUGAUUUCAUCCAUAUCUGCCCAGAGGUCAGUGGCAAAUAAAGGGAGGCUGAAGCUUCAAAAUCAAGAUUCAUGGCAGUCAGGUAAUAUCAAAUGUAGAGUUCAAAGUCCUCAUGAUCCAUAUCAUAUGUACUACCAGUCAGGUGAUGUCAUCGUGGGUGGCAUUGUCACUUUAGCUGCUUUCCUGCAUGGUGCCCUAAAGUUCAGCAAAGUCCCACCACCACCAUUGCUUGAAGAUCUUGUAUUAGUUCCUAAAUAUUAUCAAAAUAUUGUGGCCCUAACAUUCGCAGUCAAGGAAAUCAAUAAAAACCCACAGAUCUUAUCCAAUGUCACUCUUGGCUUCAACAUCUAUGACAGUUACCUCAAUGCCCAGAAAACAUACCAUGCCACAAUGUCACUGAUUUACAACAAGAAAAGCUUUUUUCCCAAUUAUAUCUGUGGUAUCCAGCAUCAUCUGAUUUCAGUGAUUGGGGGACUAGAUGCAAAAACUUCCAUUCACAUUGCAAAUCUCUUGGAUAUCUAUAAGAUCCCACAGAUGAGCCCACUGGAAAGAGUUCAGUAUGAAGGGAUUCUGUCUUUGCUUCUCCAUUUCAGAUGGACAUGGAUUGGGGUUAUUGUCAUAGAUAAUGAUAAUGGAGAAAGGGUUAUAGAAAUGAUUGUUCCAUUAUUGUCCCAGCACAACAUCUGUUUUUCAUAUAUAGAGAGAAUCGGUGAAGUAACAACUGUUCAUGAAAUGUUUGACUUGUUCAGCCGUGGUGCAGAAAUACAUGAUAAAGUUAUGGAUAGCAAUGCUAAUGUUCUGAUAUUUUAUGGAGAAUCCGAUACUAUGGUAAGGCUGAAAUGGCUAGCAUAUUUAUCAAGAAAAAGCAUAAUAGAUAUUGUCAAAGGUAGAGUGUGGAUAUUUACAGCACAAAUGGAGCUCAACUCACAUGUAUAUCAGAGAGAUUGGGAUACUGAUAUAAUGAAUGGUGCUCUGUCCUUCACAAUUCAUGCUAAUGACCCACCAGGAUUCCAGUCAUUUACUGAAAGUAGAAAUCCUUCCAUGACAGAAGAUGGAUUUAUCAAGGAUUUUUGGCAGCAAUCCUUUGUUUGUGCAUUUAAAAUUUCAAAUGUAGAUGAAGGAGCUGGUGAUGUUUGCACAGGAGAAGAGAAACUGGAAGAUCUUCCUGUAACUUUUUUUGAAAAAAGAAUGACUGGUCACAGCUACAGUAUUUAUAAUUCUGUCUAUGCAGUAGCCCAUGCAUUGCAUUCCAUGAUUUCAUCCAGAUCUGCUCAGAGGUCAGUGGCAAAUAAAGAGAGGCUGAAGCUUCAAAAUCAAGAUUCAUGGCAGCUGCACUCCUUUUUGAAAGGUCUCUCAUUUAAUAACAGUGCUGGGGAUCUGGUUUCUAUUGACUACAAUGGAGAAUUACUUGCUGGAUAUGAUAUACUGAACUGGAUUGUUUCUUCUAACGAAUCCUUCAUUAGAGUUAAAGUUGGGAAGGUAAACCCUGCAAUUUUUUCAGACCAAAUAUUCACCAUAAAUGAAGAUGUUAUAACCUGGCACAGUUGGUUUAACCAGUCCCAGCCUGUUUCUAUAUGUACUGAGUGUUGCCGUCCUGGUGCCAGCAAGAAAAUGAAGGAAGGGGAGCCCUUUUGUUGCUAUGACUGCAUUCCAUGCCCAGAUGGAAAGAUUUCAGAGAAGGAGGAUACAAAUGAUUGUUACUUGUGUCCAGAAGGAAGCUAUCCAAACAAGAAUCAGGAUUCCUGUAUUCCUAAAAUGUUGACAUUUUUGUCUUAUAAGGAACCUUUGGGAAUCAGUUUAGUCUUCUUUGUUCUUUUGUUGUCUUUGCUCUCGGUGAUGGUGCUUGGAAUAUUUGUGAAGAACCACAACACUCCUAUCAUCAUUGCCAAUAACCGAGACCUCACUUACAUUCUCCUCAUCUCCCUCCUGCUCUGCUUCCUUUCUGCAUUCCUAUUCAUUGGUCAUCCUGAGAAGAUAGUAUGUCUCCUACAACAAAUGACUUUUGGGGUUAUCUUUGCAGUGUCAGUUUCUUCAGUGUUGGCAAAAACCGUCACAGUGGUUCUGGCUUUCCUGGCCACCAAGCCAGGAUCCAAGAUGCAAAUGUUUGUGGGAAAGAGACUGUCCAACUCCAUUAUCAUUUCCUGUUCUCUUAUUCAAAUAGGUAUUUGCAUGACAUGGCUAAUAACCUCUCCCCCAUUCCCAGACACUGACAUGGAUUCAGUAAUUGAAGAAAUUAUUCUGCAGUGCAAUCAAGGCUCUGUGACUAUGUUCUACAGUGUCCUAAGCUAUUUGGGUUUCUUGGCUGUUAUUAGUUUCAUAGUUGCCUUCAUGGCCAGGAAAUUACCUGAUACAUUCAAUGAAGCCAAGUUCAUCACUUUCAGCAUGUUGGUCUUCUGCAGUGUUUGGAUAUCCUUUGUUCCAACCUACCUGAGCACCAAGGGGAAGUACAUGGUGGCAGUGGAGAUAUUUUCCAUCUUGGCCUCUAGUGCUGGUUUGCUGGGCUGCAUCUUUCUUCCCAAAUGUUAUGUAAUUGUUUUAAGGCCUGACUUGAACAGCAGGAAAAAAUUAAUGAAGAAAAAACAAUUCUGA
Molecule: messenger RNA, 3354 nt
Organism: Protobothrops mucrosquamatus (brown spotted pit viper)
Lineage: Eukaryota; Metazoa; Chordata; Lepidosauria; Squamata; Viperidae
Product: vomeronasal type-2 receptor 26-like
Exons: 8
Coding region: 1-3354 (1117 amino acids)
Biological process (GO): G protein-coupled receptor signaling pathway
Cellular component (GO): membrane
Molecular function (GO): G protein-coupled receptor activity
Source: RefSeq, a predicted model, not a curated record